GUAGAUAUGUGUGGGCUGUUUUACUCUGCAGAAACAUUAAAAAAAAAGACACAAGCAAAUCCAACGCCGCAUCCGGCCGCAGAACCGGCGAGCGAGUGAAAUGACGACGCCGUCGACGCAUCGGAGGAGAUUAUCGCCGCCGGCCAGCAACCUGGACUCCUCCUCCUCCUCCUCGUCUCAAAAUCCAGCAGCGACAGCCUCAUCGCCGUACUUCCUGCCCGAGCUGAUCUCCCAGAUCGCGAGUCGCCUGACCACCCUCCACGAUUUCUUCGCCCUCCGCGCCACCUACCGGGAUCUCCUCCCUCCGUCGCCGUCCAGCCUCGCCUCCCAAGCCCCGCACCUCCUCCUCGUCCCCGGAUCCAGAGCCCUGUUCCACCUCCCCCUCCGCCGCCACCUGCGCUUUCGCCUCCCCCUCCCCCUCCCCGAUACAGACCCUACCGCCCCUGCCGCCGCCUUCUACUCUUUAGGCUGCCGCGUCGCCAUAGUCAGCCCCAGCCAUCACGACCUCAGCUUCGUCCACCUCCUCACGGGCGAGCAGUUCCGCCUCCCCCAUCCACCAGCGGACUUCUGUCGCCUCCUCCUCUCCGGCGACCUCGUCCUCGCCUUCCUUCCAACUGUCGGCCAUGUCCUCCAGUACUGCCGCCUUGGGGAUGCCGAGUGGCGCAUGGCGUCAUGCAGUGAAUCAUACGUGCUUGAGGAUUUGAUCUUUGUCAAGGGCACCCUGCACGCGCUGGUCAGAUCUCAAGAUGCCGGCGGCUUAUGUUACCGUCUAGCGGUCGUCAAGCUGUCAGACACCAAUUCAGUGGAGUUCACGUUUCUUGGAGGUCGGUUGGAUACACAGGCCGCACAUGAGUCUUCAUAUUUCUGCCUCGCGGAGUGUCUUGACGAGUUGUUGCUCGUCGGCGCCACGGGCGACACUCCAGAGAAGUUUCAUGUUUUCCGGUGGCAGUCCGGAGACGGAGAGGGAAGGUGGACAAGGACUGCUAGCCUUGGUGGCUGCACGAUGUUCUUGUCAUAUUUCCACUUUGCAAAUCGAAUGAGAUACUUUGGAGGUUUCUUCUUUGCAAGUUGCCUUGGUCCAGAUCAUCCGGGAUUUCGAAGGGACUACUUAUACUUAAGGGUGUGUUUGGUUUGA
Hordeum vulgare subsp. vulgare (domesticated barley) is the source of this 1135-nucleotide messenger RNA. RefSeq lists its product as uncharacterized. Lineage: Eukaryota; Viridiplantae; Streptophyta; Magnoliopsida; Poales; Poaceae. The coding region runs from base 101 to 1135 and encodes 344 amino acids. The record is from RefSeq and is a predicted model, not a curated record. The transcript has a single exon.